UCCUGAUCCAUUUUCUGACAAGGAAGUUCAACAAAAACACCACAGAAACAAAGGGUUCUAAAAACCGAAACAAGAAAACAAACUCAUGUCAAUGAAUCUGCUGCUUCUCCACUAUUAUUUAUCCAAAACAAUGAUAGCAUCAUCAUCAACAGUGGCUGUCACUUCUCCUGGUGGCCAAAUUUCCAACAGGUUAAGACCGAGAACCAGGCCACCAGCAAAGGUGAGUUUAUGGGAACAAAGACCAGCAGCCAGAAAUAUACACGUUAAUAGCUGGAGAUCAGCACCAUUAAAAUCAGUAUGGGCAGUGGAAGCAGCAGCAUCAGGUGGAGUUCCACUUCCACCAUUGGAUUUGACUGAGGAAAAUAUUGAACUUGUCUUAGCUGAUGCCAGAGUAGAGCUUGCUCAGCUUUUCGACAAUUCAGUUGGCAUAACAGGACAAGUUGAACUAGCUGAAUUGGAUGGACCCUUUGUGAAGAUUAGUCUCAAAGGUCGAUUUUGGCACAAACGUUCCACAGUUGUAGCCAGAGUUGGAAAUUAUUUGAAACAGAGAAUCCCUGAAAUCUUGGAGGUUGAUAUUGAAGAUGAGAAGCAAUUAGAUGACAGCCCUGAAAGCUUUUGAGAUGUUCAAUGCCCCUUGGGUGUUCAUAUUAAUUGUUUUUAUUUAGCCUUUUUUUUGGCAGUUCAGGGGAUGCAACUCUAUUUACAGAUUAGGUGAAAGAUUGAUUACAAAUUCUUCAGAAAUUAGAUGGGUAAAGACUUUGAUGAAACACUUCUAUCUUAUGAUUUGUAUUAACGCAUCAACUCAAAAUUAGAAAUCAUUGGACCUACUUUGCAACACAAGGUAACUUUUCUCAAGGUAGAGGGAAUAUGCCGCGUCUUAAAAUAAUUAACAAACUUGCUAAUACUUGAUGAAUUUUCCUUUUAGAUUAAUUAGUUGAUUCCACGAGAAAACUCUUUUUGAAGCAACAUCGG
Messenger RNA from Durio zibethinus, 972 nucleotides. RefSeq lists its product as uncharacterized. The record is from RefSeq and is a predicted model, not a curated record. NCBI's taxonomy places the organism in Eukaryota, Viridiplantae, Streptophyta, Magnoliopsida, Malvales, Malvaceae.